Camponotus floridanus (Florida carpenter ant) is the source of this 1035-nucleotide messenger RNA. Its product is annotated as DNA-binding protein RFXANK. The coding region runs from base 208 to 1035 and encodes 275 amino acids. NCBI's taxonomy places the organism in Eukaryota, Metazoa, Arthropoda, Insecta, Hymenoptera, Formicidae. Gene Ontology annotation, molecular function: protein binding. The record is from RefSeq and is a predicted model, not a curated record. The transcript is spliced from 5 exons.
AUAUAUGUUAUAUGAGAAAGAUGUAAAUGUAAACAACGAUUUAACAGCUGAUGAAGUGUCAUCGAUAUGAAACCUUUAAUCUAACCUCUAACACGUGACGUACAAUUCUAUUUUAUACAACAUCUUUAUCUUAAUGGAUAAAAUGAACAUCGCAAAAAAUAAAAUUAAAUAGUACAAUAAAUAUUUUGAAAUCUCUAUUGGACGACUAUGGAGAAUCAGGUUCAUUCGGAAUUAAUUUUGAAGGAGGAACAGGACGAAGAGGAGAUGAAGGAAGGUCGAUGUUCCAGCGAAAGCAACAAGAGCAUCACACCUGACGCCUCGGCGAUUGGAAUAAGACCAAAGCCUUUAAUCUGUAAGCCCGAAAAUGUGAGCAUCGGAUGUAAAUCGGAGCCAAUCGAGAGGAAGUGGCAAUGGGCCCCGGGAGCAUGGCAAGAUGCGACCAGGACUAGCGCGUUUCAGCCAUAUAAGCCACCCACGUUACUCACAAAUCUGCAAAGAGGCAAUACUCAGACUCAGAUACAUCAGCUCUAUGUUGAGAACGAUAUCACAUUUCAUACUUUGGCAGGUCAAGGGGAACUUACACCUGAACAUAUAUGUUCAAAUUCAGUAGAUGCAACUGAUGAAAGAGGAUUAACAGGAUUGAUGUGGGCUAGUGCUUAUGGACAAUUAGGUACUGCUAGGCAAUUGCUCAAGUGGAAUGCCAAAAUAAAUCGCUGUGGGCCAAAAGGAGAGACAAGUUUGCAUCUGGCAGCUGCUUAUGGUCAUUACGACGUUGUUAAAUUAUUAUUAAAUCAUGGUGCUGAUGCCAAUGCAUGUGAUGAGGAUGGUAAUACACCAUUAAUUUAUGGUGCAUAUUAUGAUCACCCACGUGUAUGUUAUGAAUUGUUAACAAAAGGUGCAGAAGUAACACAUACUAAUUUUUCAAAUAUAAGUGCUUAUAAAGCAGCUAUUAUGAAUAAUUCAAUAAAUGCUAAAGCAGUUAUUGAGAAUCAUCUAAUACCACAAAUUAUAAAUAUGCCAACAGAUGAAUUAUAA